Molecule: messenger RNA, 2846 nt
Organism: Ornithodoros turicata
Lineage: Eukaryota; Metazoa; Arthropoda; Arachnida; Ixodida; Argasidae
Gene: pck
Exons: 5
Coding region: 608-1330 (240 amino acids)
Biological process (GO): regulation of tube size, open tracheal system; septate junction assembly
Cellular component (GO): membrane; septate junction
Source: RefSeq, a predicted model, not a curated record
CGUUGUAAAUGUUGGGGUGUGGUGUCGGUUGGGUAGCAGUCAAAGCGACUGCUACAUAUGUUAUUUGUUUUUGAAAAGUGCAUAAGCUUUGGAAGGGUAUCCUACGUAAAAAGAUGAAACGAGUGCCUUCGCAUUAUUAUCAUAUACGGGGGAUGCAGAGCGUACACCAAAAUUCCGUGCCACCUGCUCGUACGGCCCUUGUGUACACCUGUCCGUUAUCGGUUAAUUUGUUCUGGCCACAAACAUAGCCGCAUAUAGUGGCACCGCAGAGUUCGUUGCCAGUGCACAUUCGCAUUGUGGCGUAUAAAAAGUUUUGAACUUCGCUCCUUUGUACCAAGAACAAGAGAGGGAAACUUCAUCUCAAAUUACUCCGGGCUUUUCUCCCAUAGCUUAUUUUUACUUUUUCGAGGGUAGGGGAGUGAGGGCAUCCGCGCUCGAUGAGAGCACCUCCCAUUCGUACCUUUUCUCAAGACCAAUUUGUAGCUGCUGUCCGUUUCAUAAGACACACUGCUGCUGCUGCUGCCUUGAAACAGAAUCUUCUACGCUGAUGUAGCAGAGGCAUACAUUGUGAGCAGCCUGUCACUGGGGUGACACACAGUAUCAAAGAAUGGAGAAGGCGGAGCGUGUCUUCCGCUACCCAAAGGCCUCCAACUUGUUGCUUGGGGCUGGGUUGGUAGCAUUUUGUUCGACUAUACUGCUACUGAUCUCCUUCUGUAGUCCUUAUUGGCUGGAGUCAUAUCAAGAAGCAAAUUCUGAGUUCAUUCGUCUUGGACUGUGGGACGUCUGCUUCAGAAACUACCGUCACCCUUCGUACCAGUACGAUGAGACGUUUGACGGCUGCCACUGGAUUCAUUCGUUCGCUUACCAGAAUAUCAGGGACUGGCUACUACCAGGAUGGCUGAUGUUUGUGCAAUCUAUGAUGGCUCUGGCUCUGAUCUUUGCCCUCUUGGCAUUGAUAUUCAUCAGCAUCCUUCUAAUGCGGUACAUGUUGCGCUUUGAGAUCAUCGUCCUCAUCAUUGCUUUUAUCCUUGAAGCCAUUACAUCUGUGCCGGUAUUCCUUGCAAUAGCGGUGUUUGGAGGCAUGUGCUUCGAACGUUCGUGGCUACAGUACCCAACCUACAACCACCUUUCAUGGGCAUAUGCACUCGCUGUUGUGGCGUUCUUUUUCCACGCAGUAGCGGCAAUGAUGCUGCUGCUGGAAGCCUUCAAGGCUCGUGAAAGACGCAGACGUGCCAAUAAUCUCAUCUACAACAUGCAACCCAGGAUGAUGGGCCCGAACGAACCGCCGGCACAGAUUUACCUGUUCCCUGCAGGGGGCACCACAGUCUGAAGGGACAAUAGCCUAUUGUCUUUUAAAGUUGCCCGAAUGAUCGCAAGAGUUGAGUGAGUCUGCAUGAAGAACAUUUCUUGUGCCUCAAAGAAACUCCGUCCAGUUAGUGUCAGUGUCAAGCGCAUUUAUUUAUUGACUGUGUCGUUGUAACAAUAUAGUCUGUAACAAUGUACGUUGCUGCUUACCACUUCCCACUUAUCGCUUUGUCUUUCGACGACGUAAUUUAAUGGAAUGCCGGUAAUGCAGCAUAAUAAAGGCCCACAGUUUCAGGGCAGACCAAAAGCUCCAGUAGUGAGGCCUAGAUCAUAGUUUUUUGUACCGAGGAAAUAAUAUACAGAUUCAAUGUAAUAAUAAAAUUUUCAGCAGGUAUUAUGUGGGGUGACAAGAAAGAAAAAUCUUGGAGUUGUAGACGCCACAUAAAGGCAGAAUCUGCAACUUUUAAUUCAACUGGUGCGACAUCAUUAAGAAAAUGCCAGUGAUGCUCUGUUGUAAUGACGUUAUAGGAAAAAUACUAGUCUCUCAUUGACUUGUGGCACAAGAUUUCUUUCACUGCAUUGUGCUUUUGGUCAGCAGGUUGAGAUCAGUCAUGAAUCGAACAAACUUCCUUUGCAUCCGUUCUAUUUGAUUACAUAAAAUGUAUUUUGCGCUAUUUAAUUAAGUAUUUUUACAGAAAUUUGUUGUCUGAAAUGCCACACAAAGAGCUCUGGAAAGCUUUUUAGUUAUGAAGGUGUUCUAUUUGUGCCCCAUUAUAAAAGAAAAAUCCUAAUAAAGGUGUAAAUUUCAACCAAGCAUUACAGUGGUAAUGCUUUAUGCUUUAUCUCGAACUGGCACUUGUUGAUUAGUCUAUUAGAUUACGCAAAACAACUCGGGCCGGACAUCUUUGGAUGUCAAUAUCAGGGUCAGCAGUGCUGCUCUACUUGUAUUUUGUGAGAUCUCUAGACAACCAAACUGAAUUUUACCGUUUUCUGUUUUUAGUUUUCUGUGGCUGUCAGAUUUUUCUCGUUCAUUUUUCCUGGUGCACCUUCUAUUUCUGCAGCCCUUCAAAUCAGGCAGUUCUUAGACUAUGGCAGAUGAGCUAUAAAGAGCUUUGCAUUCCCAGAUUUCAAUGAUUUCUGAUGAUGACUCCUUCUGUCAGUUAUAACAGAUUAUUUUGUUUAAAAAUUUGCAGUGCGACCUAGUCGUUAGCUAUACCUUCAUUAUAAUUACUAACUCGAAUUGCCACCCAUCCUUGCUAUCGUGUGUGGGCAGCUUACGUGGCUUUAUUACUUAAUUCACCAACAUGGAUGUGCAGCGAGCUGCGCAUGAAAAUCAAAAGUGAAAAUCAUGUCUGUGUAAUUAGAACUAUGCAGAGAGCUUGUUUAGGAAGUGCUAUGGAAGUGAUAUUUUGCUCUAUUUUACGCACCUGUGCAUGAAACGAAUGGCCAGUGCACAUUUUUGUACAAGGGUGUUUAUACUGAAUGACUGUAAACAUGUUUUGAGUUAUGUUCAAUACUGGUUAAUAAACACGUGAACCAUA